Molecule: messenger RNA, 2527 nt
Organism: Acipenser ruthenus (sterlet)
Lineage: Eukaryota; Metazoa; Chordata; Actinopteri; Acipenseriformes; Acipenseridae
Product: zinc finger protein 664-like
Exons: 2
Coding region: 277-1689 (470 amino acids)
Cellular component (GO): nucleus
Source: RefSeq, a predicted model, not a curated record
UAAUAAUAAUAAUAAUAAUAAUAAUAACCAGGCUACGGUAAUGAUCAAUGUCCCACAACAUGGCGUCUUCCAGCCUGCUCUCACAAACGCAGUAAUGAUGUGGCGAGUAUGUACAUUAUUUACUAUUAAAAUGUGCAUCGUUUCAAAGAGAUCCCUGUGCUCAGCGUUCCUGCCUAACUCUUUUUCUCUUUUCCUCUUCAUGCUGCCACCCUGCUGUCCUGCUGUCCUCCUUUAACAACAGGACUGCCUUAUCCUGGUGAAAGCAAAGUUAGAAAUAUGGAGUCUGUUUACAUUAAACAGGAGGAGGUUCAGGAGUUGGUACCUGUCAGCAUUAAACAGGAGAUGCCUGAACUGGAGCCUGUCCACAUUAAAGAAGAGGAGACUGAACUGGAGCCUGUCCACAUGAAAGAAGAGACUGAACUGGAGCCUGUCCACAUGAAAGAAGAGACUGAACUGGAGCCUGUCCACAUGAAAGAAGAGACUGAACUGGAGCCUGUGCACUUUAAAGAAGAGACUGAACUGGAGCCUGUCCACAUUAAAGAAGAGACUGAACUGGAGCCUGUCCACAUUAAAGAGGAAGAGACUGAACUGGAGCCUGUCCACAUUAAACAAGAAGAGACUGAACUGGAGCCUGUCCACAUUAAAGAAGAGACUGAACUGGAGCCUGUCCACAUUAAACAAGAGGAGACUGAACUGGAGCCUGUCCACAUUAAAGAAGAGACUGAACUGGAGCCUGUCCACAUUAAACAAGAGGAGACUGAACUGGAGCCUGUCCACAUGAAAGAGGAAGAGACUGAAUUGCAGCCUUUCUACAUUGAACAGUCUGUUGAUUUGUUGUGUAAGGAUUCAGAAAACAUAUCCCGGCCAAAAAUAUCACAUCAUUGUUCUGAAUGUUGGAAGAGCUUCAGUCGAUUAGGAAACCUAAAAACACACCAGCGAAUUCACACUGGAGAGGCGCUGCAUCACUGUCCUAAAUAUGGGAAGAGCUUCAUUCAGUUAGGAAACCUAAAAAGACACCAGCGAACUCACACUGGAGAGAAGCCAUAUCGCUGUUCUGACUGCGGGGAGAGUUUCAGUGUGUUAGGAAGCCUAAAAAGACACCAGCGAAUUCACACUGGAGAGAAGCCGUAUCACUGUACUGAAUGUUGGAAGAGCUUCAGUCAAUUAGGUCACCUAAAAACACACCAGCGAACUCACACUGGAGAGAAGCCGUAUCACUGUUUUGAAUGUGGGGACAGCUUCAGUCGGUUAGGAAACCUAAAAAGACACCAACGAAUUCAUACUGGAGAGAAGCCAUAUCACUGUUCUGAAUGUGGAAAGAACUUUAGUUGCUUAAAAAGCCUACAACUACACCAACGAAUUCACACUGGAGAGAAGCCAUAUUACUGUAAUGAAUGUGGGAAAAGCUUCACUGAAUCAGGACAACUAAAAACACACCAACGAAUUCACACUGGAGAGAAGCCAUAUCACUGUACUGAAUGUGGGAAAAGCUUCAUUGAAUCAGGAACCCUAAAAACACACCAGCGAAUUCACACUGGAGAGAAGCCAUAUCGCUGUACCGAAUGUGGGAAGAGCUUCAGACAGUCAAGCACCCUAAAAAGACACCUGCAAAUUCACACUGAAGCCAGCCUCCCUCCCUCCCAGUCCCUCACCUCUCCACCCUACAUGUUUGAGUGUGUGGAGAGCUGACUAAUUCAUUCUCUCUCUCUCUCUCUCACCCUGCAGUAAAUGAAGGGGGUCCCCAGGAGUGAGAGCUAGCUUGAAUCCACAGACACAGAGAAGGGGAUCAUGUCAAACUGAAGAGACAUAUCCAUUCUUUCAGAGUGAACUGGAGAGCCCUGGGAUUCAGCUCCACUCCUGCCCCUGAAUUGGAAAUGAAUCUCACUCAUCAUGCUGUGAGGAUUUAUGACAGUUACAGGGUCAUUCUACUUAGAAGGGAGACAUUGGAAAUAUAUGCCAAGCUUUUUCUCUGAACACUAUAUAUGUUUGAUGCAACACAUUAAGCUGCCAGUAGCAUAUAUAAAGCUCUGGAUAUCAUUAAUUUUUUUUUGUAUCUUGACUUUUCGUAGUUUUUUUGUGACUUUGUAGACCUAGCCGUGAUGUAUUAAAGUAAUUUUCAUUCCCGUAACUUCGUUUCAUCCUUUCUGCGGUAGUUUAAUUAUGAAUGUUUGUUUCAAACUACUUUUGUAUACAAAUGCUUACCCUUCAUGUAUUAUCAUUUUUUUUCCUGAUUUAAGACUUCGGAUUGUGCCUGUUAUUUUACGCAUGCCUCCCACUGGUGUAGAUUCAACUAGUUGUUCAUAUGUAUGUGAAACUUCCUGUUUAAGAGUUUCAGGGCUUUGAGUUACUUUUAAAAUAAAGCACCUUAAAAUAUAAAAGAAAGCAAAAAAUGUGUUAAUAGUAUGUUAAAUAACAAUGGCAAGAAAUACAUUUGGUUUUCCUUUUAGAUCUUAAGGUGAUUUAUUAAUGAAGAGAAGCAUGUAAACAGAUCAUUGCAGAGUUCUUUAAUUAAACACAAACGGAAAUA